Xyrauchen texanus (razorback sucker) is the source of this 1458-nucleotide messenger RNA. RefSeq lists its product as uncharacterized. The transcript has 6 exons. Lineage: Eukaryota; Metazoa; Chordata; Actinopteri; Cypriniformes; Catostomidae. The coding region runs from base 127 to 1104 and encodes 325 amino acids. The record is from RefSeq and is a predicted model, not a curated record.
UCACAGCGAGGAUGUGUCCGCCAUUUACUGUUACAUUUUUGGAUUGUAGUUGAUUUUAAAUGUUUUUUGAAGUUGCAAGUAACUUCCUAAUUCAUGAGUCUGAAUCCUCGAUGAUCUGCUGCACCGAUGGGUCGCUGUAUUUUCAUUGCUGUGUGGAUUAUUCAUGUGAUUGGUUUGUUUGGUGUUGAUGAAAUGAAGACGUCUGUGUCAGUGAUGGAGGGAGAUUCUCCGACUUUACGCACUGCUGUUACUGGAUUACAGAAUGACAAAUCCAAUUUUAUUAAAUGGUAUUUUAAUGGCAUCCGUGUAGCUCAAAUCAAUGGAGAUCUCAGUAUGUUCUGUACUGAUGUGAAGUGUCCAGGUGGUUAUAAUGAGAGAUUCAGAGACAGACUGAAGAUGAACAAUCAGACUGGAUCUCUCACCAUCAUGAACAUCAGAAUUACAGACUCUGGAUAUUAUCUACUACAUACCUUAAUCAACAAAACCGAAGAAGAAAAGACAUUCACUGUCAGUGUCCAAACUGGAGUGUCUGCUGCUGAAAUGAAGAUAAAGUCGAUGAUUGAAGGAGAUUCUGUCACUCUACACACUGACGAUUCUGUAAAACAGGGAGAUGUUGUGAUGACGUGGUAUUUCAAUGACACUCGUAUAGCUGAAAUGAAGGAAGAUCCCAGUAAGAGCUGUACAGAUGUGACGUGUGAUGAAGGUGCUGAGAGAUUCAGAGACAGACUGAAGAUUGACCAUCAGACUGGAGAUCUCACUAUCACAAACACCAGAACUACAGACUCUGGACUAUAUCAACUAGAGAUCAGCAGCAGUAUCAGCAGCAGCUUCAGUGUAAAGAGCUUCAGUGUUAAUGUCAGCGUAUCAGACAUAAAAACUCCAGAUUCAGGUCUGUCUUCUGCUGCUGUAGCAGGAAUAUGUGUUGCUGUUGUUGUUCUGGUUGUCGCUGUAACUGCUGAUGUGAUUUAUUAUCGCUGUAAGAGCUCAAGACUAAGAGGACAAAAUGAUGUGGAGAUGCAGAACAAUGUUCAGGAUGUCAAAGAGCAGCAGAUUAAUUUGAUGAAUGGUGCAGGACAGGAAAAGAGAGACGAUGCCACUGAAUGACUCGACAAUGUGUAGUAUAAAAUAUGAUAUAAAACCUGCAGUCAAAUCAAGAACAUAAAUUAUAAAUAUUGCCUUUAAUCUAGUGUUUCUUCUGGAACUGAUUUUCUCUGUAAAAUGUUUUUAAAUCACUGUAGUUUGAUUUAUUCAUGUGGGUCAUGCAGAGACUUCUGGAAACACCAGAUAUGUAUAUAUGUUUACUGUAUAUAACAGAUGUUUAUUUGUACAUGCUUGUAUGUUUGUAUGUAUGUAUAUAAGUCUUAUUGUGUGUUUUAUAUAUAGUUAUAUUCUCUUAUUCACUUUAUUUUAUUCUAUGUUUGUAUUAUUAUCUCGGUCUUGUUGUUUGUGCACUUUAAA